AUGAAGUUGCCUGUCAGAAUUGCCCUGUUGAUUCUGCUCCUCCUGGGGCUAAUCUGGGCGAAGAAUACCCCCAGCAACACGCGCACGAGGGACAAGUACAGAAAUAAAUUCCGUAAAAACCACAAGAUACCCACCUUGAGUGACGACUUGGAUCGAAAUUUUUUGCAAAUGAAGUCUGCGCACAUUUACAACCCUUCCUUAGCAUACAGAGACCUAUUCGACAACAACUCAAUGGGAACGUCUACCAUUUACUACAACCGCCUGAUGUGGGGAGCCGUUAUCUUCCUGUUCAUGUUUAUACUAGUGAGCAGCAUAGGGGUAUUUCUCUACGUAAAUAAUUUGGAAAACAACCCACCGAAGAAGAAGCACAUGAAGAACGCCACAAACUACUAUGUGGUCAACCCAACCGUGCCCUACGUUUAG
Plasmodium knowlesi strain H is the source of this 423-nucleotide messenger RNA. RefSeq names its product conserved Plasmodium protein, unknown function. Bases 1 to 423 code for a protein of 140 amino acids. The record is from RefSeq and is a predicted model, not a curated record. NCBI's taxonomy places the organism in Eukaryota, Apicomplexa, Aconoidasida, Haemosporida, Plasmodiidae. The transcript has 2 exons.